This is a messenger RNA of Durio zibethinus, 2493 nucleotides long. RefSeq names its product putative L-type lectin-domain containing receptor kinase VI.1. Gene Ontology annotation, biological process: protein phosphorylation. The record is from RefSeq and is a predicted model, not a curated record. Gene Ontology annotation, molecular function: ATP binding; protein kinase activity; carbohydrate binding. Lineage: Eukaryota; Viridiplantae; Streptophyta; Magnoliopsida; Malvales; Malvaceae.
UUUUUUUAUUAAACAAUAAUUUCAAGCAAAAAUAUUAUGGCUAGCAUAUGUUUUAUCAAAUUCCACGAUCUAAUAAAAAUAGGGCAAUAUAUUUCUAUUGGUCUGGAAAAGUCAAAACCCUCCACCCUACGGCAACUGCCGGUUCCACCACGAUUGUUCAGACUUGAGCCAAUGACUGUGACUUGAGACUCCCCCACAACCCAAAUCACAAUCCUAGUUGCCCAAAAUAUUAGUCCUUGACUUUGAAACCUUCAAGUCUUACAUUUGGGACUAAUUGUUUCAAUUCAUAUAAUUUUCUAUGUUAUCUAUUAACUUACUACAAGAAAAUCUUUUACCUCUCAAAAUCCUAUGGCAGGAUCAUAUUCUUUGGCUUUCCUUCUCUUCUGCUUUGUCUUCUCCCCAGUUUUUGCUCAACCUCAGCCCACAAGUUUCAUCUUGAAUGGUUUUAAUAGAAGUGAAUCAAAGCUUACCCUUGAAGGAGGUUCAAUUAUUAGGCCCAGUGGCGCUCUAAAACUCACGAACAAAUCACAUGAUACUAUAGGCCAUGCUUUCUAUUCAGAACCAAUACAAAUGCUGGACAAGAAGUCUUCACCUUCUCCGAAUGCUUCUUCUUUCAGCACAACUUUUGUAUUUGCUAUUGUACCUCCAAGCUCAGGGCGAGGAGGCCAUGGCCUUGCUUUCACGUUAUCCCCAUCCAAGCAGUUCCCUGGAGCUGCAGCAGGGCAUUACAUGGGAAUAUUCAACUCAAAUACCGAUGCUUUACCCUCCAACCAUAUUUUUGCAGUGGAAUUCGAUACUGUAAAUGGAUUCAACGACGAUUCAGACAGUGAAGGAAAUCACGUUGGGGUUAACAUCAAUAGCAUGUAUUCAAAAGCGAUGGAACCGGCCUCUUAUUAUCUCAAUAACACAGAGCGAAACGAGGAAAUCAAAUUGGAGAGCGGUGAUCCCAUCCAUGCCUGGAUUGAAUACGACGGAAGUUUUGUGAAUGUUACAAUCUCUCCCUUGAAUCGAGAUAAACCCUCUAAACCUCUCAUUUCCUAUCCCAUUGGCUUAACACCUUUUGUUGAGGAAACCAUGUACGUUGGCUUCUCAGCAUCCACGGGGAAAAUGCCAAGCUCACAUUUCAUCUUAGGAUGGAGUUUUUCUACUAACGGAGAGGCUUCCCAACUCAAUAUUUCCCAACUUCCUGUGCCACCGCCAAAUGAAAAGAACGGAUCUUCUUUUGAUCCUCUAAUCAUUGGUCUUAUUGUUGCUUUAUCCACCGUGACAGUUCUAUUGUUGGGAAUAUUGAUCUAUUUUACGUUGUACAAAAGGAAUGGCAAAUCUGAGGAUCUUGAAGAUUGGGAAUUAGAAUGUCCUCACAGGUUCCGGUACAAAGAUCUUUAUGCAGCAACUAGGGGUUUCAAACAGAGUGAGAUUAUUGGAGUUGGAGGAUUUGGUGCGGUCUACAAAGGUGUGUUGCCAACAACUGGAACUGAAGUUGCUGUUAAAAAGAUAAAUCGGAAUUCAAUCCAAGGUCCGAGAGAAUUUGCAGCGGAGAUCGAAAGCCUAGGAAGAUUAAGGCACAAGAAUUUGGUUAAUCUCCAAGGUUGGUGUAAGCAAAAGAAUGAUCUUCUUCUAAUCUAUGAUUACAUUCCGAAUGGAAGCCUUCAUUCUCUUCUCUUCAAUCAGAAACAAGGCUUUGUGUUAAGCUGGGAACAAAGGUUCAAUAUCAUUAAAGGAAUUGCUGCUGGACUACUGUAUCUUCAUGAAGAGUGGGAGCUGGUUGUAAUCCACAGAGACGUGAAGUCUAGCAAUGUCCUAAUAGAUGCUGAAAUGAAUGCGCGAUUGGGGGACUUUGGUCUUGCAAGAUUGUAUGAUCAUGGUACAGAUUCACACACGACAAAUAUUGUGGGCACAGUUGGAUAUAUUGCACCUGAAUUUGCUCGCAAUGGUAAGGCCUCUACUAGCUCAGACGUUUUUGCAUAUGGAGUUUUGCUCCUUGAAGUAGUUUCUGGUAAAAAGCCAGUUGAUUCAAGAAAUUUCUUCUUGGUAGAUUGGGUUAUAGAGUGCCACCAAAUGGGUCAAAUACUUGAUACAACGGACCCUAAGUUGAACUCGAGUUAUGUGAUAGAAGAGGUGAAGUUGGUUCUGCUAUUGGGUCUUCUGUGUUCUCAUCCGAAGCCCGAAGUUAGGCCUAGCAUGAGAAAAGUCGUGCGGUACCUCAACGGGGAUGAUCAGCUUCCUUCAAUUGAUAACUGGGACUCCUUUGGUGCUCGAGAUGGAACGUACUCAAAGUUCUUGGAAAUAAUUUCUUUUGAUAGCAUCACAAAAUCUUAUCGAUCAUCUUCCACGGGUGGCAUCACUUCCAAUUCCAUCUGCACUGGCAGAUAGAUUCAAGAUUCAGAUCCUUUUUUUUUCUCACUGUGCCCCUGCUCUUUCCUUUUUUUUUUAAAUUCUCUUGUUGUCCUUAGAUUAGAUUAUAAUGAACGAUUAGAUUAUAUCCUACCACCU